UCAAGGCUUUCUUUUCCUUAAAAUUUUCAAAGAACAGGAAAAGGAGACACACACACACACACUCAAACACAAAAAACACACAGAUGGAGUACUAUGAAAGUGGUUUCUUGGAAGAAUUACUUUCUUUGAGAAGUGAUGAUUCAUGGGAAACAGCUGAAAGCUGUUUCCCUGUGGGAAUGAAUAUUGUCCAUAAUGAUGAUGAGGUUUACUGCAACAAUUACAAUGUUAUUAGUGGCAAUAUCAUCGAUCUUGAUUAUGUAGGGAAAAACCCAUCACCCCUUCCAUCUUCUUCUAUCACAGCUUCCUUUGAUCAUGGCUGCUCAAAUUUCCCGCCGUUUGACCGUUAUACCCUUAUGAGCUGCUACUCCUUUGACGGUGAGUUCUACACCCCACUGCCCUUCGGAGAUGAACUAUCUCCGCCGCUCACGGCGGACUCCUCCAACACCAAGAUCGACACGCCGCCGCCGCCGCCCGCCGCCGCAUUCCGUUCCGGCCAGGAAGAUUUGUCGGCAAUCUUGGAUGAGGUUACUAAUUGCUUUCAUCAUCAACAAAACUUGGAGGCCAUGGAGAUCGGGUGUAAAGUGGAGGCGGUGCAUCAUCAAUCUUGCGGCGGUGAAGGGCCGAGCGACGGCCGGAUGUGGCCGGAGAAGAGGAGCAAAGUGAGGAACCCCCAUGGCCAGCCUUCGAAGAAUCUGAUGGCUGAGAGGAGAAGAAGGAAAAGGCUUAAUGACAGACUCUCCAUGCUUAGAUCAGUUGUUCCAAAGAUUAGCAGAAUGGACAGGACAUCUAUACUAGGGGACACAAUAGAUUACAUGAAGGAGCUACUAGAGAAAAUCAAGAAUUUGCAAGGAGAAAUGGAGAUGGGGCAGAAUCAGCUGAGCCAGAACACCAUCUUCAAGGAUGUGAAACCCAAUGAAAUGUUGGUCAGAAAUUCACCUAAGUUUGAUGUGCAGAGGAGAGGAGAAAGCGAUACAAAGAUCGAGAUUUGCUGUGCAGGAAAGCCCAGCCUUUUACUAUCAACAGUGAAUACACUCGAGAGUUUUGGCCUGGAGAUUCAACAGUGUGUGAUUAGCUGUUUCAAUGAGUUCGCAAUGCAAGCUUCUUGCACUGAGGCAAUGGAGCACAGAGAAAUUUUGAGUGAAGAAGACAUAAAGCAACAACUGUUCAAAAACGCAGGAUAUGGAGGAAGGUGCCUGUAGCUAGUAACUAAUAUAAUGAAUAAAUUAUGCUAAUUUUAUUUUUUUUUGAAAGCAAAAAAAAAAUUAUGCUAAUUCAAGUGUAUAUCAGAAAGGGAAAAGUUGGAUGGGGACGGGGUGGAUAUGUGUUGUGAGAUAGAUUCUAAAUCUUGUCCAAGGAGAUUUAAUUUGAAUUUAAAAUUUGUAGUGAAUUUUUCUAAUAUUUUGUAAUAUUAAUUAGCUCCAAAUAUGUGAAUUAUAUUCUAUUAUUUCGA
Messenger RNA from Ipomoea triloba (trilobed morning glory), 1450 nucleotides. RefSeq names its product transcription factor bHLH93-like. The record is from RefSeq and is a predicted model, not a curated record. Gene Ontology annotation, cellular component: nucleus. Lineage: Eukaryota; Viridiplantae; Streptophyta; Magnoliopsida; Solanales; Convolvulaceae. The transcript is spliced from 4 exons. Gene Ontology annotation, biological process: regulation of DNA-templated transcription. Gene Ontology annotation, molecular function: protein dimerization activity; DNA-binding transcription factor activity; sequence-specific DNA binding. The coding region runs from base 84 to 1199 and encodes 371 amino acids.